CAACUGCCUCGGGGAACAACGGACCCAAACAGCGAGUGUGUCAACAAGGGAGGGAACGUCCGCCCCCUGACACUGAGGGAGCUGUGUGACCCUUCCUGGCGCUUCUUGACCUUCCAUGACCCUUCCUGACCCUGGCUGGUGGUCGCGGCACUAUAGGCCCCUCUCUAUGAGCAAGGCCUCGUAAUGGGACAGCCCUGAGCCACGAUACCCCUCAGACACAUAUAAGAAGCCGUGAAGGAUGAGUCGGGCAGAGAAUGAGGCGUAUUGGGGAUCAACGGACACAGCUCCAUCUGCCCUCGACAACUUCUUCGAUGAGGAUUGUGAGGUGGGAUGGACGGGCAAUUUGUCAGAGUUCCAUUUCUCCAAAGGCAAACCCCCCCAGCCGCCCAACCUCAGAGGCGGCGUUGAGGGAGGCGGUGGCGGUGGCGGCAGCAUCACGGACAACAUCACUGUGCGCUCGGCGUCUGACUGGAACAUAGUUGAUGCUGAGGGAACCGGGAACACCAGCAGCAGCAGCAGCCGUGUGUCGGGGGUGGGCAAGGCCAUUGGUGAGAAACUUGACUCCUGGAAGCCGCCCUCCGUCUCCAUCAAGUGGAACUCAUCGCAAGGACAAGGAAGUUCUUCGUGUGUGCAGUGUAUUUCCAAAGACACUGAAAUACAACAGCUAAAGAAAAGAUUAGAGAACUCAUACUCCCGGUACAACCUGACGCUGCCGCCGGAUGACACAGUGAACCGGAUCAUCCUGGCUCAGCCGUACUCGCUGGAGAGUUACCGGAGCCUGGAGGACAAGCUGGCCCUGCUGGACACGGCUCUGGGCACCAUGGAUGGCAGUGCAGUGCUGGCAACUGUUCUGCACCUCAAAAACUCGGUUAAAAAGUCCAUCUUUACAACGGAGAUGCAAACCAGGCCACAAGCGUGUAACCUCUACAUGAACUACCUGCGGAAGCGACACAAGUAUUCCGAGGCGAUCGACUUCUUGAGUUUACUCGGGAAGCCUGAAGAUGCCGCUAUCCUCUCGUACGAGCUGGCACUCACCGGCAAGACUCCCGAGGUCAAGAUCAAGAACAUGGAGAAGGCUCUGGACUCCCACUUCACACACUCAUCCCUGUCCAUGGAAGCCAAGCAGGUCAAGGAUCACAUCAAGCUAAUAGAGCGGCAGAUGGCCAUAGACGAAGCAGACUCCAAGGACUUCACCAACCCCAUGCUGAUGAAAUACCCGAGGGCAGCCAGCGUCACUGAAAAGUCCCUCCUGACGACACUCUUCUACUGCUGCAUGUACCACUGGGAGGCCGGGGAGGGUCACUUGGGGAGUCCACUGGCGCUGAGAAAGGCAUUUGACAUCAACGACCGUGCGCUGCUGUGGACGGUGCUGCGGGGACGGGCGAGGGUGAACCACUGGCCACUGCCCUCCGAACUUGACUCCUGGCUCGGUAGCAAGGGUUUGUUGGGGGCUCUGGGCUCACUCACCUCGGCAUUUGGAGGCUCAGGGAAAAUACUGACAACAGGGAUCAAGGCGACUCUUCCCAUGGACCGAGUAGUGCACACUCUCCAUGGCAGCGGCGCGCCCUCCAACGUGUUGGCUGUCUACAUAGGCUUGAUAGACAGUGUGGAUAUGCGCCUGAAGCUGGCCGUCAACUACAAAUGUCACCAGGCAGUCAUUGAUGUCCACAUCAGCCAGAAGGAUCGCACUGCCCUGGAGCACUACAUGAAGGAGAUCCCUGCAGGGUCCCCGGAGUACCUCAAGGCAGAGAGUGCACUGAAGACUGCGAAAUGGAAAAACUAGAAAUGGAAAAACUAUCCUCCAGCAUCUCUUUGUACAAGCCUCGGGUGCUACUUCUGGGUCCAUCUCACGAGGCAAGGAUUAGCUUGUCCUAGAAACAGUAAUUAUGGCUCUGACAAGUCUUUCAUAUAACUGCUACUUCAUCUCACUGCUCACUUUUCUAAUUGUUUUGUUUUGUUUGUAUCUGUGUUGUGCCCAGAGUAGGUAUUGGGCAGUCAUAUAUAGUUUACCUGCAAGAUUAUAUAUAUAUUUCUAUGCAUAUUAUCACAUAUUCCGACAAGCUGCCUUCCCAAGUGAUGUGAAGAUGUUGAAUGUGCUAUGUUGAUAUACUUGAAGUGAGUGGACAUCAAAGUGGGUCAGGUUCCACAUAAAAACUGCCUGAUUGCAUGUCACAUGAGAUUUUAGCAAGGAAUACAUGAUCUGUUUCCAUUA
This is a messenger RNA of Eriocheir sinensis (Chinese mitten crab), 2212 nucleotides long. It is a transcript of the gene Vps16B, whose product is annotated as spermatogenesis-defective protein 39 homolog. The transcript has 14 exons. Lineage: Eukaryota; Metazoa; Arthropoda; Malacostraca; Decapoda; Varunidae. Gene Ontology annotation, cellular component: cytoplasm. Bases 239 to 1783 code for a protein of 514 amino acids. Gene Ontology annotation, biological process: intracellular protein transport; vacuolar transport. The record is from RefSeq and is a predicted model, not a curated record.